AAAAAUUUUUUCCAGAUCAAAAAUCUGAACGUGAUUAUAGUAAACUGGCAAGAAGGGGCCAAGUUUUUAUGGGAAGUGUACAGAGGUGCUGCCAUUAAUACACGAAUCGUCGGCAGAAAAACAGCAGAACUUAUCCAAGCCAUCAGUAAAAAACUGAACAUCCCUCCGUCCGACAUACAUUUGAUCGGCCACAGUCUCGGAGCUCAUUGCUGCGGCUUCACUGGUAAAAACGUACAGAGAUUGAUGGGACAGAGAAUUGGCAGAAUCAGUGCCUUAGAUCCUGCAGGUCUUUUAUUCGCCAGGAAUUCGCCUAACGAAAGACUACACAGAACCGAUGCCAGUUUCACGGAUAUCAUACACACCGACGUGGGGAAUUUGUUAGUUACGAAAGGCGGUUUCCAUUUCCCGUUCGGUCACGUCGACUUUUACCCUAAUGGAGGCAGCGAUCAGCCGAACUGU
This is a messenger RNA of Lottia gigantea (owl limpet), 459 nucleotides long. RefSeq lists its product as hypothetical. The transcript is spliced from 2 exons. Gene Ontology annotation, molecular function: lipase activity. NCBI's taxonomy places the organism in Eukaryota, Metazoa, Mollusca, Gastropoda, Lottiidae. The annotation marks the transcript as partial. The record is from RefSeq and is a predicted model, not a curated record.